UCCGCAGAUCCAACACAAGACGAGGACGAACGGAAACGAUGCGUCUGUGUUACGGCUCAGCAAUGUCUUCAGUUCAGUAUAUGAGAGACUUCAUCAGGGAUAGAUUGACUGGCGUUGCUGAAGAAAUCUUCUCAGAGGUUAAAAAAACGAUCGUCCGGUACGAGGAGGAAAUCAACCAUCAGCUCAGGCUGCUGGAUAUCAGCCGGAAACCUGAGAUAAAGUUACACAUAAUCGACCUCCCAGAUGAAGAUGAAUGUAAGGAAGAAGAGGAUAUGGAUAACCAGCAGGUCUGUAACCAGGAGAGUCACUCCAAUCUGGACCAGCAGGAUUCAGAUUCUCAGCAGACUAAAGAGGAAGAGGAGGAAAUUUGCACCAGUCUGGAGGGAGAACAGCUUGUACUGAAGCACGAAGGCAAUGGGAUCCUCGUCUGGGCCAGGGAAGACCAGGACAGACUAAGUGACACCAACUGGAAACCUGAAAUAAACUCACACAGAAUAGACCUCCAACAUCAGCAUGUCUCUAAGGAGGAGGAGGAGGAUCUCACAGACCAGCAGGUCUGUAAGCAGGAUAAGAACUCCAGUCUGGACCUGGAUGACUCAGAGCCUCCACAGAUUAAAGAGGAAAAGGAGGAACCUUGUACCAGUCAGGAAAGGGAGCAGCUUGGACUGAAACAGGAGUCUGAUAAUUUUGUGGUGACCCACGAGGAAAGUGAUCACAGUGAACCAGAAGCACACAGUGACCGGAAACUGUCUUGCAACUCUCCUGGACCACAGAGUCAGUGUAACACUGACACAAGUAAAAAGUCUGUAAAGUGUGACACUUGUGGAAAAACGUCUGUAAAAUGUGACACUUGUGGAAAAGCUUUUCACGAUAAAUCCAGACUAACUAAACAUUUGAAAAUUCAUACAGGUGAGAAGCCACAUUCUUGUAGCACCUGUGGAAAAAGAUUCAGUCAAAUUAUAAACUUGAAAACUCACAUGAGAAUUCACACGGGCGAGAAGCCAUAUUCUUGUAACACAUGUGGUAACUCAUUCAGUCAGAAAUCAACUUUGGCACAUCACAUCAGAAUCCACACAGGUGAGAAGCCACAUUCUUGUAGCACGUGUGAGAAAACAUUUACCUGGAAAUCAGAACUGAAACGUCAUAUGAGAAUUCACACAGGCGAGAAGCCGUAUUCUUGUAGCACCUGUGGGAAAACAUUCAGUCGAAAAUCAACAUUAAAAACCCACGUGAGAGUUCACACAGGUGAGAGGCCCUAUUCUUGUAACACCUGUGGGAAAGAAUUUACGGUUUCAUCAACAUUGAAAACUCAUAUAAGAAUUCACACAGGGGAAAAGAUACACUCUUGUAGCAUAUGUGGGAAAAGAUUCAUUCAGAUUAUCCAUUUGAAAAGACAUAUGAAAAUUCAUACAUUUUUCUUGUGUUCAUCUAAGACAACCAACAGCAACAUGAACUGUAAUGAGGGGAAGGGUCUGGAUGUCCAGCAGGUCUGUAACCAGGAGAGUAACUCCACAUUGGACCCACAGGACCCAGAGCAUCCACAGAUUAAAGAGGGAGAGCAGCUUGUAGUGAAGCAGGAGGCCGAGGGCAUCAUCAUCUGGACUGGAGAAGAGCGGCUCAGACUGCUGGAUACCAUCUGGAAACCUGAAAUAACAACAUACAGUAAAGAUCUUGUGCAACAGUGUGUCUUUAAGCAAGAGGAUCUGCAUGACCAGCAGGUGUGUAACCAGGAGAGGAAUUCCAGUUUGAACCACGAGGACCCAGAACUCCCAUGGAUUAAAGAGGAACCAGAGGAACUUUGCACCAGUGAGGAAGGAGAACAGCUUUUAUUGAAGGAGGAGACUGAUACCUUUAUGGUGACUUUUGAUGAAAGUGAACAUGAACCAAACAGAGACCAGCUCCUUUCUCACAACUCUCCUGCACCAGAGAGCCAGCAUCAAGGAGAAAAUGAGCAUGUGGAAUCAGAAUCUACUAGAAAACCAGAGCUGAAGAACAGUAACAGUGUAAACAACUCUCCAGUGCCAGAGAAUCAGUGUAAAACUGGCAAAAGUAAAAAGUCUCUAAAUUGUGACACUUGUGGAAAGACUUUUCAGUACGAAUGUCACUUGACAAAACAUGUAAGAAUUCACACAGGUGAGAAGCCUUUUUUUUGUAGCACCUGUGGGAAAUGUUUUGGUCAGAAAUCAGGACUGGAAACUCACAUGAAAAUUCACACAGGUGAGAAGCCACAUUUUUGCAGUAUCUGUGGAAAAGGAUUCAGUCAGAUGAUAAACCUGAAAACUCAUAUGAGAGUCCACACAGGUGAAAAGCCAUAUUGUUGUAGCACAUGUGGAAAAACCUUUAGUGCCUUGUCAGCCUUCAAAACCCACAUUAGAAUUCACACAGGUGAGAAGCCAUAUUGUUGUAAGACUUGUGGGAAACGAUUCACUCAGAAAUCUGGACUGGAACAUCAUAUGAAAAUUCACACAGGUGAGAAGCCACAUUCUUGCAUUACCUGUGGGAAAAGCUUCAGUCGUAUGAAGUCCUUGAAAACUCACAUGCGAAUUCAUACAGGUGAGAAGCCACAUUCUUGCAUUACCUGUGGAAAAAGUUUCAGUCAUAUGAUGAACUUGAAAACCCACAUGAGAAUUCAUACCGGUGAGAAGCCAUAUUCUUGUAGCACCUGUGGGAAAAGAUUUAGCGAUUUAUCAGGAUUCAAAAAACAUAAAAUGAUUCAUACAGGUGAGAAGCCCCACCCUUGUAACACCUGUGGAAAGAGAUUCAGUGACAUGACGAAUUUGAAAGCUCACAUUAGAAUUCACACAGGUGAGAAGCCAUAUUGUUGUAACACUUGUGGGAAACGAUUCAGUCAGAAAUCUGGAGUGAAAAUUCAUAUGAAAAUUCACACAGGUGAGAAGCCACAUUCUUGCAUUACCUGUGGGAAAAGCUUCAGUCAUAUGACGUCCUUGAAAACUCACAUGAGAAUUCACAUGCCUGAGAAGCCACAUUCCUGUGGCAAUUGCGGGAAAAGUUUUGUUCAGCUGAUACACUUGAAAAGGCACAUGAGAAUUCAUACUAGUUAAGUUUUAAAAUGUGGAAUGUACUUUAUUAUAGAAAAACAAGAAUGGAUAAAUAAUUUAUUGACACUUG
Haplochromis burtoni (Burton's mouthbrooder) is the source of this 3129-nucleotide messenger RNA. RefSeq names its product zinc finger protein 665. The record is from RefSeq and is a predicted model, not a curated record. The coding region runs from base 39 to 3062 and encodes 1007 amino acids. NCBI's taxonomy places the organism in Eukaryota, Metazoa, Chordata, Actinopteri, Cichliformes, Cichlidae. The transcript is spliced from 5 exons.